CAGAAGACCUCAUUAUACCCUUUAAAAAUGGCACCUUGAAGCUUACUCUCUUUCUCUCACUAAGUAAUGUCCCAACCAAAUGCAUACUAACAGCAUCAUCAUCCUAGGUUAGUAGGUGGUUUUAUUUGUCUGGAUGGAUCUUGGAGUGGUGGGUUUUGAGGGUCUUGGAGGUUCAGAUGACACAGCUAGUUGUUUCGCUUCUUCUCUUUCUUCAUCAGCAGUAGUAGAUCCUGAUGAAGCUAAUAAGCAAAAGCUGUAUGGAUCUGGGUCUGGCCAGCUCAGGCAAGAAAGGGCUUUUGAAGAUGACUGGAGGUGCUGUUUAAAAGUUGCUAAAACAGAGGAUUUUUCUGCUUCUAAAGCAGCAAUGCUUCUCAUGAGAUCUAGUGCUAAUACAACUGCAAAUGCUUCUCCUUUUCUUGUUUCUGAAAAUGGUCAGCAAAUGCUCAGUUUCUCUUCUCCUAACUCUCAAUCAAAUAUCUCAUCGCCUAAUUACUAUCAUCAGUACCAGCCUGCAUCAUCGUCUCUUUAUAAUACCAGAAAUACAGGUUAUGGAUAUGGUGGCGGUGGCGGUGGUGGAGGUGGCGGCGGAGGAGGAGGAUUGAAUGCUCAAACAAUGGUGUAUGGAAUGAGAGGUCCGUUUACUCCUUCACAAUGGAUGGAAUUAGAACAUCAGGCUUUGAUCUACAAGUACAUUACUGCAAAUGCUCCUAUUCCUUCGAAUCUCCUCAUUCCAAUCAGAAAAUCCCUUGAUUCUGCUGGCUUUUAUACAUCUGCCGGACCCCUCAGAUCCAAUGCAUCAGUUGGAUGGGGUGGAUUCCAUCUGGGGUUUUCGAACAGCACCGAUCCGGAACCAGGCAGAUGUCGCCGGACGGACGGGAAGAAAUGGCGGUGUUCAAGAGAUGCAGUGCCCGAUCAGAAAUACUGUGAGCGGCAUUUAAACAGAGGACGCCAUCGUUCAAGAAAGCCUGUGGAAGGCCUUACUGGCCAUUCCGUCUCCGGUCCCGCCACUGCCAAGGCGUCGCCGGCGACUGUGACCGGAGGCGGCAGCGGAUCUGGGGUUCUUCCUUCUACUACUACUACCACGAAUCCUACGAAUCCUUCAUCGGCUUCUCAUUUAAACAGAUCAUAUCUAAACAAGGAAAAUGGGAAAGUUCAAGACAAAUUAGAUCUAUCAUCUUCCAUUAAUGCCUUAAAGGACAACCAGUACCCUGUUUCAACUCAGAAGAGCUUAUAUAGAACCUCUUCAAAUCAGCACCCUGUUCGUCAAUUCAUGGACGGUUGGCCUAGUAGCCAAUCCGAUUGCUCAGCCUUCUCAUGGACUAACAUUGACGAAACUCAACCGGAAAGAACCCAGCUUUCUAUUUCCAUUCCCAUGGCCUCCGAUUUCAUGUCGUCUACUUCCUCCCCUGUUAACAACAAAAAAUGCCCACUUUCUCCCCUGCGACUGUCCACUCAAAUGGGUCUAGGACUUGGCGAUGCUUCUUCAAUGGCGGGUAAUGAAGAUAGCCAAAGGCAAGCGAAUUGGAUACCAAUUUCAUGGGGAAGCUCCAUUGGUGGACCACUUGGCGAGGUUUUAAACAAAACUAAUAAUAACAAUAUUAGUUCAAUGGGUGAUCUGAAAAACUCUUCUGCUCUUAAUCUAAUGACUGAUGGAUGGGAUCAUAGUCCGAGGCAGGCUUCUUCUCCAACCGGUGUUCUUCAAAAAGUCCCAUUUGGUUCACUUUCAAACAGCAGUGCCGGAAGUAGCCCUAGAGCUGAGAGCAGCAAUAACAACAGGACCCGUGAAGGUGGUGCUAGCGUCUGCAACUAUCACCAUUUGGCUCAACCAAUGUGAUCGAUGACGACAAAGAUGGCGACCAAAUGGAGCAUGAGUUUUCUUUCCUUCUCUUUAAUUUUCACUAUGUUUAACUAAACCUUGUUGAGAUAAUUUAUGUUUUUCUUUAAUUUGUUUGUUUAUGUUAUGUUCUUAAAUUUCCAGCCCUUAAAAAAGGAAAACUAUGGUUUGUUUUGAAACCGACAAAGUGGGAAACAUGAAACAAAAGUCGGCCCCAGCCCUAUGUUCCGUUUAUAAAAUCUGUGUUGUUAUUAUUGUUUA
Impatiens glandulifera is the source of this 2095-nucleotide messenger RNA. RefSeq names its product growth-regulating factor 7-like. The transcript is spliced from 4 exons. Gene Ontology annotation, cellular component: nucleus. Bases 134 to 1834 code for a protein of 566 amino acids. Gene Ontology annotation, biological process: developmental process; DNA-templated transcription; regulation of DNA-templated transcription. NCBI's taxonomy places the organism in Eukaryota, Viridiplantae, Streptophyta, Magnoliopsida, Ericales, Balsaminaceae. The record is from RefSeq and is a predicted model, not a curated record. Gene Ontology annotation, molecular function: ATP binding.